This is a messenger RNA of Lontra canadensis (Northern American river otter), 5858 nucleotides long. Its product is annotated as zinc finger protein 345-like. Gene Ontology annotation, molecular function: DNA-binding transcription factor activity, RNA polymerase II-specific; RNA polymerase II cis-regulatory region sequence-specific DNA binding. Lineage: Eukaryota; Metazoa; Chordata; Mammalia; Carnivora; Mustelidae. The coding region runs from base 620 to 3274 and encodes 884 amino acids. Gene Ontology annotation, biological process: regulation of DNA-templated transcription. The record is from RefSeq and is a predicted model, not a curated record. The transcript has 4 exons.
GCUUAACCCACUGAGCCACCCAGGCGCCCCAUAAAUUAGCUUUUUUAUAAAAUUUAGAGGAUUUAGUAUAGAGCUUCCAAUUUUACUUCCACUUCUGUUGAUUUUUGCUUCCAACUGUCAAAAUCACUGAUGACACAGGUAAUGGAGAAGUUUUCUGCGGGAACCGGAAACGAUCCCUGUUGUCCACCUGCUUCACUUCAGGGCAGCCUAACAUACCUUCUCUUGCUCUUCUGUUCUGGCCCUGUAUGCAGUCUUUUUUCUUCUUCCUGACAAGCACAUUAGUACCAAAGUGAGUAAUGCUUCAGGCCAUGCACAUUUGAAGAACAACACCAUAAUGUUUCCAGCUGUGCGUGAACUCUUUUACGUCUGAACGACCUAUGGAAUGAGAUGUCAUUUGAUAGAGGAUUUCCGGACAUCUCAAAUAUUUUCAUCCCCAUGGCGCAGCCUGAGCUUUUUAGAGUUAAAAUAACGUCUGUCCGCCGCGUUUACCCACGAGCAAAGCGCCUCCCGCUCGGACGCAGGAGCACCACUAGCAUCCCCGGGCUGCCACCUGGACCGUCCUCUGGUCGAACGCUGUGAGCGCCCUUUGCAGCUACUACAUUUCCCAGAACGUCCCGCGAUGGGAGGCCUCAGUCAUGAGCCAAUGAGGGACCAAGGUUCGGGAGCUCCGGGGCUGGGUCGUGGUGGCGCGACCAGAGGACGGGCGGGAGGAGGCGCUGUCCCCGCCGCACAGACUUGGGUCCGCUAUUCAGCGACGGCACAGGGGACAGCUGGUCCCCUCCACCCACGGAGUCCGAUGGCGGCGGCCGCGCCCAGAGACCACGCGCAGGGUGGCCUGACCUUUGAGGAUGUUGCCGUGUACUUCUCCCAGGAGGAAUGGCAUCUCCUUAAUGAGGCUCAGAGACGGCUGUACCGCGAAGUGAUGCUGGAGAACUUUACACUUCUAUCCUCACUGGGUUGCUCCUGUCGAGCAGAGGCUGCGGAGGCACCCUUUGAACAGAGCAUUUCUGUAGGUGUGUCACAGGCCAGGACUCCGAAGGAACCUCGGUCUUCCCAGAAGACCCACCCCUGUGAGAUGUGUUCUUUAGUCUUGAGAGAGAUUUUCCACUUGGUUGGGCACCAGGGAAAACAGAACAACCAGAAACUCUUCAAGUAUGGGGCACGUGUGAAGCAAAUUUAUCCUAGUGCAAACCUUCAACAGCAUGAGAAGCAAGCCAUGGGAGAAAAACCCAUCAGAAGCAGUGUGGAUAGGGCUUCACUUGUGAAGAGCAGCAAUCUCCAUGAUUCGGGAAAGCCCUUAACGUAUGAGGAGGUUGAAAAGGACUUCCUGGCCACCUCAGAGCAUCAACAACAACAGACCACUCAUACUGGGGAGAAUAAAAUCACUGAGCGUGGGGUGACUUCUCAGAGCAUGAAAAGUCAUCGCACCUGGGAAGAAUGCAAGAAAGCUAUUGGUCCCAAACACACACUUGUUCAGGACCAGGGUGUCCACGCUGGAAGACAGUGUCUCGUGUGCCCUGAAUGUGGAAAAACAUUCAGGUACAAAUCCUCACUUAUAAUUCAUCAGAGAGUCCAUACUUCUGACAGGCUUCAUGUGUGUCGUGACUGUGGAAAAUCCUUUAGGGGAAGCUCAACCCUCAGUCAGCAUCGAAGAAUUCAUGCUGGGCCAAGGCAGUGCAAAUGUAGCAAAUGUGGGAAAUCCUUUAGCCAAAAAUUUGUCCUUGUUCAUCCUCAGAGAAGUCAAACUGAUGAAAAUUGUUACGUGUGCCGUGUAUGUGCUCAGACUUUUAGCCAGAGCUCCAUCCUUACUCAACAACGUACAGUUCAUACUGGAGAAAUGAGUUAUGAGUGCACUGAAUGUGGGAAAUCUUUUAGACGAAAAUCUGAUCUCAUUGAACACUGGAGAGUACACACAGGAGAAAGGCCUUAUGAAUGUAGUGAAUGUGGAAAAUCUUUUACUUCUAGCUCUGCGCUCCGUUACCAUCAGAGAAUUCACACUGGAGAAAAACCUUAUAAAUGCAGUGAAUGUGGAAAGUCUUUUACCUCUAGCUCUGGCCUCCGUUAUCAUCAGAGAAUUCACACAGGAGAAAGACCAUAUGAGUGUAAUGAUUGUGGGAAAUCUUUUACCCAAAUAAAUCACCUUAUUAUACACCGAAGAGUUCACACAGGAGAAAGGCCUUAUGAAUGCAGUGAAUGUGGGAAAUCUUUUAGCCACAAAUCUUACCUCUCUCAGCAUCAGAGAGUUCACACGGGAGAAAGGCCUUAUGAAUGCAGUGAAUGUGGAAAAUCUUUUACCUCCGGCUCUGCCCUCUGUUAUCAUCAGAGAGUUCACACUGGAGAAAAACCUUAUGAGUGUAGCGAAUGUGGGAAAUCUUUUACCAAUGGACCAAUACUAAUUCGACACCGUAGAGUUCACACAGGAGAAAGGCCUUAUGAGUGUAGUGAAUGCGGGAAAUCCUUUACCCAAAGAAAUCACCUCAAUAUACACCAGAGAGUGCACACAGGAGAAAGGCCUUAUGAGUGCAGUGAGUGUGGAAAAUCCUUUACAUCUGGCUCUGCCCUCCGUUAUCAUCAGAAAGUGCACAUUGGAGAAAGGCCUUAUGAGUGCAGAGAAUGUGAGAAGUCUUUUACCUCUACCUCUGCCCUCCGUUGUCAUCAGAGAGUUCACACAGGAGAAAGGCCUUUUGACUGCAAUGAAUGUGGGAAAUCUUUUAGGGAUAGUUCCCAGCUGAGUCAACACCAGAGAGUUCACACUGGAGAAAAGCCUUAUGAAUGUAGUGAUUGUGGGAGAUCCUUUAGUCAGAAUUCAUACCUCUCUAAACACCGGAGAGUUCACACUGGAGAAAGGCCUUAUGAGUGCAGUGAGUGUGGGAAAUCUUUUACUUCUGUCUCUGCCCUCGGUUAUCAUCAGAGAGUUCACACUGGAGAAAGGCCUUAUGAGUGUAGUGAAUGUGGGAAAUCUUUUACCAAUAGCUCCAUACUGAUUCGACAUCGCAGAGUUCACACAGGCGAAAGGCCACACGAGUGCAGCGAAUGUGGGAAGUCCUUCACCCAAAGAAUUCACCUCAUUAUUCACCGGAGAGUUCACACAGGAGAAAGGCCUUUUGAGUGCAGUGAGUGUGGGAAAUCUUUUACCUCUCGUUCCACCCUACAUUAUCAUCAGAGAGUUCACACAGGAGAGAGGCCUUAUGACUGCAGUGAAUGUGGGAAAUCUUUUAGCCGAAAAUCUAAUCUUUCUCAGCAUCGGAGAGUUCACACCGGCGAAAGGGCUUAGAUGGGUAGGAAAUGUAGUUUCCUUGUUCAGUGUAAUGAUACGAGAGGAAACCCUUUGUGAGGCACCAUUUGUCUGAAUUCAGUCUUCUACAUCCAAGUGCCAAUAGCAGAGAGAUUUCCCUUAAGUUUCAGUUACGUGGAAGCACGUGUGCCUAUGUGGCCUAUGUUGCAUUUUCUAAACUGCCCAGGGCUCUUUCCAGAAUUAUGUCGCUGCCAGUUUGUGGCCAAAACUGUGUACUUCAACCACCUGGCAAGUCUCCACAACGUGCAUCAGUCAUCACCCCACUGUGCUCAGGGAAGCUGACCUCUGUUCUCAUUUGUUGGAGGAAAUUAGGAGUAACCUGAGUCCUUAGGGGGACCUUGACUUUUUUCUGACUAACUGGCAUGGACCCGACCCGCAUAGUCCUAGAGAACACCGUAUGAGUGUAGCUGACAGAAAAGGACCACCCUUUGCAGGGACAUGGUCUCUUGAGAUCUUCGUGAUUAAUUUUUCCAGCUUCCAAGUCACUUAACUCAAGAACUGCUAGCUCCUCUUGCUUUGGCUUGUGCAAUAACAAGUCCUUGCUGUUUAAGUCCUCUUUGAUCUUGGCUGUUCUACUUACCAUGUAUAGUGGUUUAUAAACAUUUUGAAGUCUGCAAGCAUGAAGGGGUGGACAGCUUUCAUUGGGGUGGGUCUCAAACUUUCUGUGCCUCAAGGGGACAGUAACAGUGGCAGAAAUAGCUUACCAGUUUUUGCCAAAUUUGUACUGCCCGUGGCCUCCUAGGAAAGACUGCAGGGUUUUCUGGUCCUCAUUUGAGACACGAUGUUGUGAGUUUGGGGAAUCUCAGAGGUCACGCCGAGGAGGAUCAGGUGUGAGAACCUCAUGUGCUUCUGGGAGCAGCAUGAAUUUUUUCCUUUGUUCACAGAGGAUAUCACGGGGAAUGUCAGCACUGUUGCGGGGAACCUCUUCCCCAGGUCCUGCAAAGAGCCAUGUGCCCUGACAUCCCGGUUUCUGUAGGUGAUAGUCAUUGGUUGUAUGGCUGUAAGGUUGAGGGGAAACUGAACUGCUGCAAUAACAUUGGCUUCAUAGGGAUGGGAGGAGGCCACAGCUGACCAGAUGGAGUGUGCCUCCUCUAAAAGCGUGCCCGCAAACACAUCUAUGCCAGGGACCGCAGAGCUGGUGUGCGUGCCAGUCCGUGGACCUCCAGGUGUAGUUACCUUGUGUAGCUUAUGUCAUGGUCAUUGGAAGUAAUGGAAAGGUUUUUUGGAUUCCUAUAACCUCUCAGCGAUGUUCACCUCAAGACCAUUGCUGCAUAGGCAGUAAACAGAUCGAGAAAAGGGGGAUCUGUAGUCCAGGGAUGUGGCUUUUGUGACCCAGCCAACAGUCCUUUAGACGCUGGUUGGAACCCCUUCAUUGGUCACUACAUUUGCUUUCACUGAGCAAAACUGGCCUCCACGGGGCAAGAAUGUGCAGUGAAUGUAGGGUUGCAAAACCUGUUUUCCAAAAAGAGUUGGGCAGAUUUUUUAUUUUGAAUCAUUUUUCAAAAGCUUUAUUAAGGUAUAAUUUACAUGUAAUAAACUGUAUAUACUGGAAAUGUAAGUUUUGACAUACUUACGAACCUGGAACAUCACAGUCACGGUAGUGAUCAUGUGUCAUUGCAUAUUUACCUCGUGUCUUUUCAUAAUCUCUCUACCUGCCUUCCCAGCCCUCCCGAGUCAUCAUUGAUUUGCUUUCCGUUAUAAUAGAAAACUUAAUUUUCUAUAAUUUUAUAUAGUAGGAGUCAAAGUUUUUUUUCCUACUUUUAUGUUGCAUAAAGAAUUGUAGAUGCAUCAGUGAUAUAUAAGUAACUUGUUUCUUUGUUUUUGUUUUUUGGCUGAGAAAUAUUCUUAUCUUUGAGGAUAGCACUAUUAGUUUACCCAUUAGUUUAUGGACAUUUGGGUAUUUCUAAUUUUUGCCUAUGGAAAAUAAAGUUGAUACAAACAUUUGUGUGUAAUUAUAUUGAUAUGUGUUUCACUUACCUUUUGUCAGUAACUCAGAGUAGAAAGUCUCAGUCUUAGGGUAGAUAAAUGUUUAACUUAAAGAAAUUAGCAAACUGUGACCUAAUUUAUUAUACCUUUUUGUAUUCUUACCAGCAGUGGGUAUGAGAGUUGCGUUUCCUUCAUGUCUUAGUGAAUGGUUUAGUUUUGGUCAGUUCUUAAUUUUAACUCUUUUAUAAGUGUGUAGUGCUGUUUAGUGUUUUAACUGAAUUUUGCUAAGGAGUCAUGAUGAGCCUUUUUUUUCAGAUGUGCGUUUGCUAUCUAUAUUUUUGCUAAAAUGUCUCUUCGUAUCUUCUGCCUAUUCUGUGAAUUUUGAUUCUCUUUUUAUAAAAGGAUGUGAAACAACAAAGAUGUAUGUUGGGAUUUCACUCAUUUUGUGGCUUUUUUACUUUGUGGAAUCAUUUUUAAUACUGGAAGUAUAUGUUCUCAUUGUUUUCAGUUUUUUUAUGCUAUGCAUAAUGUAAUGGACACAUACACACUUUUAAUUUUAAUCUACAUUAUUGACUUCUUCUUUGCUUUCUAAGGUCCAGACAUUUAAUAAUACAAUAAACCCUCGCUUUGUAGUGUG